CUUCAAUGCCACCAUUAUUACUUUUGAGAAAAUGAAACGUGUACAGCAACAUCUUAAGAAGGGUAACUUAGAUCCCAAGAAACUCCUGGCUUUAGAGAAGGAGAAAAAGAAAUUAGAAAUGGACAUGGUUAACAAUGUCAAGGUCAUGCAAAAUGUAAGUGUCCAGUCUAUGCCUGGCAGCGGAGAUACAGACCCAGUACCAUGGAAAAAUGCUGCUGACCAAAUUGUUGCCAUGUUAAAUCAAGUACGCUUGGAAGGAAAUGAAGAGUUGAUUAAUCUUAGUGCACAUUUGAAAGAUUUGAUGAAAAAUUUAGAAAAGCAGCAAAAACAGGUUAAAAGUCUGCAAGCCGAUAUAAAAAGGGAGAAAAAGGUAAGUACAUGUACAAAUGUUGAUAAAACAGAAAACAUAGAAAAAGGGACGUCAUAAUCCAUACACACUUUAACAAAAGAGAAAAGUAAAUUCAUUGUAAAGGCA
Mytilus californianus (California mussel) is the source of this 475-nucleotide messenger RNA. RefSeq lists its product as uncharacterized. NCBI's taxonomy places the organism in Eukaryota, Metazoa, Mollusca, Bivalvia, Mytilida, Mytilidae. The record is from RefSeq and is a predicted model, not a curated record. The transcript is spliced from 5 exons. The coding region runs from base 32 to 427 and encodes 131 amino acids.